UGGCCCUUGAUAGGAACUUUCACAUUGAAUACUGGUGCUAAGAUUUCUGCCGUCGGGUUGGGACCUGGCAGGCAGCUCCUCACGAGGUCGAGGACGCUAUGGAGAUCGCGCUCAAGGCUGGGUAUAGAUAGACAUCUCGACUGUGCCGCGAUCUAUCGGAAUGAGACCGAAGUCGGCCACGGCAUAAAAAAGAGUGGCGUGGACCGGAAGGAUAUCUUCAUCACGACGAAGCUAUGGAACACCAAGCAUGAUCCGAAGGAUGUCGAGGGUGCACUGGACCAGUCUCUGAAGGAUAUCGGCGUCGAUUACGUAGACCUAUACCUAAUACAUUGGCCCCUGCAACAACACCACAGGAGAACAAGGUGGUUGAUGACCCAAAAGUUCACGAGAUCGCAAAAUCGCUGAGUUUCGACCCUGGUCAACUGCUUGUGAGCUUUGCGGUCCAGCGUGGAACUGUUGCCCUGCCAAAGAGUGUGACGGAGAAGAGGAUCCGGAGUAAUUUUCAAGAUGUGACUCUUCCCGACGAAGUGAUGAAAAGACCGAACGCUCUCGAAAGAAAUAAGAGAUUCAACUUCCCGGGAAGAUGGGGCCAAGAUAUCUUCGACGAGAUCGGAGAGGAAGAAGCACGCAAAUUAGCACAGGAGGCUGCUGCUGGAAAUCUCCAAAAGUUCACCGUCUGA
This is a messenger RNA of Capronia coronata CBS 617.96, 680 nucleotides long. Its product is annotated as alcohol dehydrogenase. Gene Ontology annotation, molecular function: aldose reductase (NADPH) activity. NCBI's taxonomy places the organism in Eukaryota, Fungi, Ascomycota, Eurotiomycetes, Chaetothyriales, Herpotrichiellaceae. The record is from RefSeq and is a predicted model, not a curated record. The annotation marks the transcript as partial. The transcript has a single exon. Gene Ontology annotation, cellular component: cytosol.